AGAAUUCUCAGCAGGAAAAUGUUGAGCAAGUGGAUAAACACAGAGCAUUAUCGCAAAGAUCGAAAAGGAAUGUGUCCAGAAGUCCUGAGCAGGGAAACUCCUGGGAGAUUCAGCACAGACCAGAUAGAGAGCAAGAAAACCAGCCAGGAGAAAUUGGGUAAAUUUAUUUCCUGUUGGGGAACUCAGAAGGUCCUCAUGGAAACCACAACACAACAGGAAAUCCUUAGGCGAAAGAGAAAAAAUACACGCACUGAGUGUGGGCAAAACUUCAUUCACGGAUCAAGCCUUUCUGUUCAUCUGAGAAUCCACACAGGGGAGAGGCCCUACAAAUGCCCUGAGUGUGGGAAAACCUUCAAUCGCAGGUCGCACUUUAUUAGGCAUAAAACAAUCCACAGAGGAGAGAGGCCCUAUGAAUGCAGUGAAUGUGGAAAAUGCUUCACUAGCAGCUCAGCCCUUUCUCAACAUCAGAGAAUCCACACGGGGGAGAGGCCCUUUGAAUGCCGUGAGUGUGGGAAAACCUUCACUUACAGAUCAGGCCUUUCUAGACAUCAGAGAAUCCACACAGGGGACAGGCCCUACGAAUGCAGUGACUGUGGGAAAAGCUUCACUCAAAUAUCAACCCUUUCUGUUCAUCAGAGAAUCCACACAGGGGACAGGCCCUAUGAAUGCAGAGAGUGUGGGAAAAGCUUCACUCAAAGAUCAAACCUUUCUGAACAUCAGAGAAUCCACACAGGGGACAGGCCCUAUGAAUGCCGUGAGUGUGGGAAAAGCUUCACUUACAGCUCAGCCCUUUAUGUUCAUCAGAGAAUCCACACAGAUGAGAGGCCCUAUGAAUGCAGUGAGUGCGGGAAAAGCUUCACUCACAGCUCAGCCCUUUCUAGACAUCAGAGGAUCCACACAGGGGAAAGACCCUACGAAUGCCAUGAGUGUGGGAAAACCUUCAGUCGCAGCUCGCACCUUAUUAGUCAUCAAACAAUCCACAGAGGGGAAAGACCCUACGAAUGCAGUGAGUGUGGGAAAACCUUCAAUCGCAGCUCGCACCUUAUUAGACAUCAAAGAAUUCACAUGGGGGAGAGGCCGUAUAAAUGCUGUGAGUGUGGAAAAUGCUUCACUAAGAGUUCAGCCCUUUCUCAGCAUCAGAGAAUCCACACAGGGGAGAGGCCCUAUGAAUGCAGUGAGUGUGGGAAAACCUUCUCUUGGCACUCAUCCCAUGUUACCCUUAUUCGACAUGAGAUAAUCCACACGAAAGAGACACCUUACAAAUGCUGUGAGUGUGGGAAAAGCUUCAAUCGUACCUCAGCCCUUAGUAGGCAUCAGCGAAUACACAGAGGAGAAAGACCCUAUGAAUGCUGUGAGUGCGGGAAAAGCUUCACUCAGAGAUAUACCCUUAACUCUCAUCAGAGAAUCCACACAGAAGAGCGACCCUACAAAUGCUGCAAGUGCGGGAAAAGCUUUACUCAGAGAUCAGCCCUUAUCUCUCAUCAGACAACACACACAGGAGAGAGACCCUAUGAAUGUUGCGAGUGUGGAAAAAGCUUCUCUCGGAGCUCAAACCUUACUGUGCAUCAGAGGAUCCACACAGGAGAGAGACCCUAUGCAUGCAGUGAGUGCGGGAAAAGUUUCAGUCACUUCUCCUCCCUUAUCUCUCACCAGAGAGUCCACACGGGAGAGAAACCCUACGAAUGUUGCGAGUGUGGAAAAAGCUUCUCUCGGAGCUCAAACCUUACUAUGCAUCAGAGGAUCCACACAGGAGAGAGACCCUAUGCAUGCAGUGAGUGCGGGAAAAGUUUCACUCACCUCUUCUCUCUUAUCUCUCACCAGAGAGUCCACACAGGAGAGAAACCCUAUGAAUGCAGUGAGUGCGGGAAAAGCUUCUCUCGGAGCUCAACCCUUGUUACACAUUACAGAGUCCACACCGGAGAGAGACCAUAUGAAUGCUGCGAGUGUGGGAAAAGCUUCACUCAUAGUUCAGGCCUUUCUAAACAUCAGAGAAUCCGUAAAGGAGAUAAACUUCAUAAAUGCCCUGAGUGUGGGAAAAACUUCAUUCACGGAUCAAACCUUUCUGUUCAUCUGAGAAUCCACACAGGGGAGAGACCCUACAAAUGCAGUGAGUGUGGGAAAACCUUCAAUCGCAGCUCACGCCUUAUUGCCCAUCAGAAAAUCCACACAGGGGAUAGGCCCUAUAAAUGCUGUGAGUGUGGAAAAUGCUUCACUGAGAGUUCAGACCUUUCUGUACAUCAGAGAAUCCACACAGGGGAGAGGCCCUACAAAUGCAGUGAGUGUGGGAAAACCUUCAAUCGCAGUUCGGACCUUAUUAGGCAUCAAACAAUCCACACAGGGGACAGGCCCUACGAAUGCAGUGGAUGUGGAAAAUGCUUCACUAGCAGCUCAAACCUUUCUCAACAUCAGAGAAUCCACACAGGGGAGAGGCCUUACGAAUGCCGUGAGUGUGGGAAAACCUUCACUUACAAAUCAGGCCUUUCUAGACAUCAGAGAAUCCACACAGGGGACAGGCCCUAUGAAUGCAGUGAGUGUGGGAAAACCUUCAAUCGCAGAUCAGGCCUUUCUAGACAUCAGAGAAUCCACACAGGGGACAGGCCCUACGAAUGCAGAGAGUGUGGGAAAACCUUCACUCAAAUAUCAGCCCUUUCUCAACAUCAGAGAAUCCACACAGGGGACAGGCCCUAUGAAUGCAGAGAGUGUGGGAAAACCUUCACUCAAAUAUCAGCCUUUUCUCAACAUCAGAGAAUCCACACAGGGGAGAGGCCCUUUGAAUGCCGUGAGUGUGGGAAAACCUUCACUUACAAAUCAGGCCUUUCUAGACAUCGGAGAAUCCACACAGGGGACAGGCCCUAUGUAUGCAGUGAGUGUGGGAAAACGUUCACUCAAAGUUCAGCCCUUUCUGUUCAUCAGAGAAGCCACACAGAUGAGAGGCCCUAUGAAUGCAGAGAGUGUAGGAAAACCUUCACUCACAGAUCAACCCUUUCUGUUCAUCAGAGGAUCCACAGAGGGGAAAGGCCCUAUGUAUGCAGUGAGUGUGGGAAAACGUUCACUCAAAGUUCAGCCCUUUCUCUUCAUCAGAGAAUCCACACAGGGGAGAGGCCCUAUGAAUGCAGAGAGUGUGGGAAAACCUUCAAUCACCGCUCACACCUUAUUACCCAUCAGAGACUCCACACAGGGGAGAGGCCCUAUAAAUGCUGUGAGUGUGGAAAAUGCUUCACAAAGAGUUCAGCCCUUUCUCAACAUCAGAGAAUCCACACAGGGGAGAGGCCCUAUGUAUGCCAUGAGUGUGGGAAAACC
Molecule: messenger RNA, 3300 nt
Organism: Mauremys reevesii (Reeves's turtle)
Lineage: Eukaryota; Metazoa; Chordata; Testudines; Geoemydidae
Product: zinc finger protein 420-like
Exons: 4
Biological process (GO): regulation of transcription by RNA polymerase II
Molecular function (GO): DNA-binding transcription factor activity, RNA polymerase II-specific; RNA polymerase II cis-regulatory region sequence-specific DNA binding
Source: RefSeq, a predicted model, not a curated record